GUCAGGCGGUUCCGCGGCUCGAAAGGAAGAGCAACGCGUGUUUGUGGAUUUAUAUUUUUGCGUGAAACCGAGUUAAAAGUUACACGUCGAGAUGGAUUUGGACGCAAUGAAAUACGCAGAACUGCGAAAUGUCGCCAAGGAGCUCGGGCUGAAGGGAAACAUGAAGGCGGAUAAACUGCUGAAGCUGAUCAAGCAGCAUUAUCAGAAAGAAAAGGACGAGGAGCAGGGACAAGCUCCUCCUGCUGUGGAGGAGGAUGUGAAUGCAGGACAAGAAGCUGCUCAGGAAAGUGAAGAUGCGACUCCUCAGGAAGAAGUUUCCAGCAGCGCAGUGUUUGUGAACACACGUCGAGGCCGAGGAAACGGUACCAAGAGAAAGAUCUCUGAUACUGAGGCUGAGUGUGAUGUGUCUCCUCCGGCUGCUGCAGAGGGUGAUGUGGAAGCGGCUGCUGCACCCCGCGGUGCCAGGCGCUCAAAGAAGAGGAAAGUGUCUUCUGUCAAAGACUCUGACCAACCCGAGCCUCAGGAGGAUUCCCAGGUUCCAGAGAGCGAGCAGCAGCUGGCCAACAUGACGGAUGAAGCACCAGUGCAUGGUACAGAAAAGGCAACAAAAGCAGCCAAAGCUGGUAAAAUCCCUCGUUACCAAGGCCUGCAGCUGAAGAACAAGCAGUUGAAGCCUGUCACUCCCAACUUCAGAAAACUCCACGAGGCCCAUUUUAACAAGAUGGAGUCCAUCGACUCCUACAUGCAGCGGAAGACGAAGCAGAUGGACACCUACAGAGCCUCAGUUAAAGAACUCAAGAAUCUUUCAGACAAAACUAAACUGCAGCAAACUGAUGGAAAACCCCCAGCAAAGGCAAAUCGGAGUCGUACGUCCAUCCUCAGUCCGGCUCCCGUCAACAAGAGAACAGCUGAAGGCCGACGCACUCUGCUGUCAGCGACUAAAGCUCCUCCUCCUCAGAAGGAAGCUGCUGGGAAGGAAGCAGCUCCGUUCAGACCCUCCGUCCUUUCCACUCGCAGGAUCAACGUUCGGUUCACCGAAGCCACCAGAGACAAUGAGUUUAAGAGAUCCUUGGUGAAGACGCCCGCCCGCAUGUCGCCCUGUGUGACCUCCAGCACGCCACAAAUACAGACGACUGGUGAAGCCAAGUCUAUCAAUGUCAAGAAUACAACAGUCUCUGCUGCAAAAAAUCCAGGGGCGUUCAUUUUCACCGGCAACACCAGCGCUGCUGAAACCCCCGGGACACAGAAGAAGCAGAACUUUGACCUGAAGGCCAGUCUGUCCCGUCCUCUCUCCUACAAGCCUCAUACAGGUAAACUAAAGGCUUUUGGAGACGUCAAAGAAAACACAACGGCAGCAGCAGACAAGUCUCUGAUCUCCAACUCGCAUCAGAAGAAUUAUAAAAACCACAAAGUCCAAACAAGGGAUAACAGGAGAGAGAAACACACGGCCGACCGGAAGCAGAAGAAGGAGAGCGUGCUCGGGGCGAGAAGAGGCCUCGUCAUGAUGUAGAAAGAUAUUGCGCUUGUUUGUUGACAUUUGUACAGCCUGUUGUUCCUCUGUAAAUAUUUGGUUUUCUGCUGCUUUUUAGCCUUCUGUAGAGAAGCUCUUCCAUCUCUGUCACGUUA
Messenger RNA from Limanda limanda (common dab), 1626 nucleotides. It is a transcript of the gene nusap1, whose product is annotated as nucleolar and spindle associated protein 1. The transcript is spliced from 12 exons. The record is from RefSeq and is a predicted model, not a curated record. Gene Ontology annotation, biological process: mitotic chromosome condensation; mitotic cytokinesis; establishment of mitotic spindle localization. Gene Ontology annotation, cellular component: nucleolus; microtubule; mitotic spindle. The coding region runs from base 92 to 1510 and encodes 472 amino acids. Gene Ontology annotation, molecular function: microtubule binding. NCBI's taxonomy places the organism in Eukaryota, Metazoa, Chordata, Actinopteri, Pleuronectiformes, Pleuronectidae.